AUGGAAGAGGCUCAAAGCCACGACUCCGUGAAGCUGAUCAAGUUCGCGGACGACACCACCCUCAUUGGACUCAUCUCCAACAACGAUGAGUCCGCCUACAGGAGGGAGGUGGACCGGCUGGUGUCCUGGUGCAGUGGUAACAACCUGGAGCUGAACGCCCAGAAGACAGUGGAGAUGAUUGUGGACUUCAGGAAGAGCACUGUCCCCCCGCCCCCACCCUCCGUGAUGGACUCCCCCAUCACCUCUGUGGAGUCCUUCCGUUUCCUGGGCACCACCAUCACCCAGGACCUCAAGUGGGAGCCGACCAUCAGCUCCCUCAUCAAGAAGGCCCAGCAGAGGAUGUACUUCCUGCGGCAGCUCAGGAAAGCCAAGCUGCCUGCACAGAUGUUGGUGCAGUUCUACACGGCCAUCAUCGAGUCCAUCCUCACCUCCUCCAUCACCGUGUGGUUCGCUGGAGCCACAGUCAGGGACAAACAGAGACUACAGCGCAUUGUGCGCUCUGCAGAGGAAGUGAUCGGCCGCAGCCUUCCAUCGCUGCAGGACCUGAGUUACUGUCUCUGCCUCACUCCCUUUGCCUUUGCACACCUGUCUCCCUCUGCCUUUGCACACCUGUCUCCCUCUGCCUUUGCACACCUGUCUCCCUCUGCCUUUGCACACCUGUCUCCCUCGGCCUUUGCACACCUGUCUCCCUCGGCCUUUGCACACCUGUCUCCCUCUGCCUUUGCACACCUGUCUCCCUCUGCCUUUGCACACCUGUCUCCCUCUGCCUUUGCACACCUGUCUCCCUCUGCCUUUGCACACCUGUCUCCCUCUGCCUUUGCACACCUGUCUCCCUCUGCCUUUGCACACCUGUCUCCCUCUGCCUUUGCACACCUGUCUCCCUCUGCCUUUGCACACCUGUCUCCCUCUGCCUUUGCACACCUGUCUCCCUCUGCCUUUGCACACCUGUCUCCCUCUGCCUUUGCACACCUGUCUCCCUCUGCCUUUGCACACCUGUCUCCCUCUGCCUUUGCACACCUGUCUCCCUCUGCCUUUGCACACCUGUCUCCCUCUGCCUUUGCACACCUGUCUCCCUCUGCCUUUGCACACCUGUCUCCCUCUGCCUUUGCACACCUGUCUCCCUCUGCCUUUGCACACCUGUCUCCCUCUGCCUUUGCACACCUGUCUCCCUCUGCCUUUGCACACCUGUCUCCCUCUGCCUUUGCACACCUGUCUCCCUCCCUCUGCCUUUGCACACCUAGCACUAAGAACUGGCGUGCCGCGGUGGACUUGACGGGCCGGCUGCUGACAGCUCAUGGUCAGGGAUACGGGAAAGCGGGCCAGGCAACCUCCCACACCACCGACUCUCUGCAGCUGUGGUUUGUGCGUCUGGCUUUAAUGACGAAGCUGAGCCUCUUCCAAAAUGCGGAGCUGGAGUUUGAGCCUUUUGGAAACUUGGACCAACCAGAUAUUUACUACGAAUACUACCCCACUGUGUACCCUGGGAGGAGAGGCUCCCAUCUCGGGCUCAGUCUCGGGCUCCCCUCUCGGGCUCCCCUCUCAGGCUCCCCUCUCAGGCUCCCCUCUCAGGCUCCCAUCUCGGGCUCCCAUCUCAGGCUCCCAUCUCAGGCUCCCAUCUCGGGCUCAGUCUCGGGCUCCCAUCUCGGGCUCCCAUCUCAGGCUCCCAUCUCGGGCUCCCAUCUCAGGCUCCCAUCUCAGGCUCCCAUCUCGGGCUCAGUCUCGGGCUCCCAUCUCGGGCUCCCAUCUCAGGCUCCCAUCUCAGGCUCCCAUCUCAGGCUCCCAUCUCAGGCUCCCAUCUCGGGCUCAGUCUCGGGCUCCCAUCUCGGGCUCCCAUCUCAGGCUCCCAUCUCAGGCUCCCAUCUCGGGCUCAGUCUCGGGCUCCCCUCUCGGAGUCUGAGUCCUCCCAGUGUCACCUCCUCCUCUCCACCUCCUCUCGCUCCACCCAGCCUCACCUCCUCCUCUCGCUCCACCCAGCCUCACCUCCUCCUCUCGCUCCACCCAGCCUCACCUCCUCCUCUCGCUCCACCCGGCCUCACCUCCUCCUCUCGCUCCACCCGGCCUCACCUCCUCCUCUUGCUCCACCCAGCCUCACCUCCUCCUCUCGCUCCACCCGGCCUCACCUCCUCCUCUCGCUCCACCCGGCCUCACCUCCUCCUCUCGCUCCACCCGGCCUCACCUCCUCCUCUCGCUCCACCCGGCCUCACCUCCUCCUCUCGUUCCACCCGUCCUCACCUCCUCCUCUCGCUCCACCCGUCCUCACCUCCUCCUCUCGCUCCACCCAGCCUCACCUCCUCCUCUCGCUACACCCGGCCUCACCUCCUCCUCUCGCUCCACCCAGCCUCACCUCCUCCUCUCGCUCCACCCGGCCUCACCUUCUCCUCUCGCUCCACCCAGCCUCGCCUCCUCCUCUCGCUCCACCCGGCCUCACCUCCUCCUCUCGCUCCACCCGGCCUCACCUCCUCCUCUCGCUCCACCCGGCCUCACCUCCUCCUCCGCAGCACCCGGCCUCACCUCCUCCUCUCGCUCCACCCAGCCUCACCUCCUCCUCUCGCUCCACCUGGCCUCACCUCCUCCUCUCGCUCCACCCGGCCUCACCUCCUCCUCUCGCUCCACCCGGCCUCACCUCCUCCUCUCGCUCCACCCGUCCUCACCUCUUCCUCUCGCUCCACCCGGCCUCACCUCCUCCUCUCGCUCCACCCGGCCUCACCUCCUCCUCUCGCUCCACCCAGCCUCACCUCCUCCUCUCGCUCCACCCAGCCUCACCUCCUCCUCUCGCUCCACCCGGCCUCACCUCCUCCUCUCGCUCCACCCGGCCUCACCUCCUCCUCUCGCUCCACCCGGCCUCACCUCCUCCUCUCGCUCCACCCGGCCUCACCUCCUCCUCUCGCUCCACCCAGCCUCACCUCUUCCUCUCGCUCCACCCGUCCUCACCUCUUCCUCUCGCUCCACCCGGCCUCACCUCCUCCUCUCGCUCCCACCCGGCCUCACCUCACCUCCUCCUCGCUCCACCCAGCCUCACCUCCCUCCGCUCCACCCGCCUCCACCCGCCUCACCUCCUCCUCUCGCUCCACCCGGCCUCACCUCCUCCUCUCGCUCCCCCCCUCACCUCCUCCUCUCGCUCCACCCGGCCUCACCUCCUCCUCUCGCUCGCUCCACCCGGCCUCACCUCCUCCUCUCGCUCCCCCCCGGCCUCACCUCCUCCUCUCGCUCCACCCGGCCUCACCUCCUCCUCUCGCUCCACCCGGCCUCACCUCACCUCCUCCUCCUCUCGUCCCGCUCACCUCCUCCCUCGCUCCACCCGGCCUCACCUCCUCCUCUCGCUCCACCCGGCCUCACCUCCCUCCUCUCCGCUCCACCCGCCUCACCUCCUCCUCCCUCCUCCACCCGGCCUCACCUCCUCCUCUCGCUCCACCCGGCCUCACCUCCUCCUCUCGCUCCACCCGUCCUCACCUCCUCCUCUCGCUCCACCCGGCCUCACCUCCUCCUCUCGCUCCACCCGGCCUCACCUCCUCCUCUCGCUCCACCCAGCCUCACCUCCUCCUCUCGCUCCACCCAGCCUCACCUCCUCCUCUCGCUCCACCCGGCCUCACCUCCUCCUCUCGCUCCACCCGGCCUCACCUCCUCCUCUCGCUCCACCCGGCCUCACCUCCUCCUCUCGCUCGACCCAGCCUCACCUCCUCCUCUCGCUCCACCCAGCCUCACCUCCUCCUCUCGCUCCACCCGGCCUCACCUCCUCCUCAGCUCCUCCUAACCUCCUCCUCUCUCUCCACAGGCUCCAUGGUGCCGUGGUCCAUGCGUCUGCUGCACGCUGAGCUCCCACAGUACCUGGCCAAGCCGCAGGAGGCUCUGGACCGGCUGCACUCCCUCCGGACCGUCUGCCUCACAAUUCUAGAGAAUCUGGAGAAGGGCUCAGCAGAAGACGGCAGCAUGAUCACGCUAACACAAGAGAAUAGACAAGACACAUAUAGACGCACAUAG
This is a messenger RNA of Knipowitschia caucasica, 3978 nucleotides long. NCBI's taxonomy places the organism in Eukaryota, Metazoa, Chordata, Actinopteri, Gobiiformes, Gobiidae. The record is from the annotation of a GenBank genome assembly.